Molecule: messenger RNA, 1130 nt
Organism: Rhizophagus irregularis DAOM 181602=DAOM 197198
Lineage: Eukaryota; Fungi; Glomeromycota; Glomeromycetes; Glomerales; Glomeraceae
Source: RefSeq, a predicted model, not a curated record
CCCAAAACACUUUUUUUCUUCUGUAGUAAAUAUAAUGAAUAUGGAAUCUGUUAUUCCAGGAAGAUGUGAUUAUGGGAUGUCAAAAACCAGACCACUUGUUGUAGGUCACAGGGGUGCAAGUGCUAAAUACCCUGAAAAUACCGUUUUAUCUAUCGGACAAGCUAUUGCAGAUGGUGCUAAUGCUAUUGAAUUUGAUAUUCACCCAACACUUGAUAACGAGCUUGUUAUAAUGCAUGACCCUUCAUUGGAUCGCACAACCACGGGCAAGGGAAUGAUAUCUGACAGGAAUUAUUUUGGAGACAUUGAAUUUCUCACUACACAAAAAGAACCACGUUGUCCUAUUUCUCGAUUUCAAGAUGUCCUUGACCUUCUUCUCAAAACCGAGAAUUCUCAUGUUUGGGCAGUAAUUGAUAUCAAAAUGCAUAACUCACCUGAAAUUCUUGUGACUUUAAGCAAAAUUCUUAAAUCAUACAAUGAAGAUUUAUCUGUAUUUUCCAAACGAAUUACAUUAGGAAUAUGGCAUCCAAAAUUUAUUUCAUACGCAAAAACUCAUUUACCAGAGAUUCCAAUAGUACAUAUAGGUGUUUCGUUGGAAAUAGCAAGAGAUUAUUUUAGUGAUGCAGAUGGUUAUAAUUUGAAUUAUAUUGCACUAUCUGGAUAUGAAGCUCAAAAUUUUAUUAAAGAAGCUCAUACUAAAGGAAAACCAGUAUUUGUAUGGACUGUUAACAAGGAAGAGCAUGCCAAAAACUGUCAUAAUUGGGGAGUUGAUGCCAUAAUGACUGAUAAACCUAAAUUUUUUGUAGAUUUUUAUUUCGGAUAUAGAUUGUUAUCUAGUUUUGUGGUAAAAUUGAAAUUUCGUAGAUUUGGAGGGUUUUAAUUAUUUAAUUUAUGCGGUCAGUAACUUCAGUAACUUAUUUUAAAAGAUUAUCAAUUAUUUAUUUUAUCGAGUAAUUUUAACAAAUAUCAACCUAAAAUGCAAUAAACUCGUUCAAGUUACGAUAUGACAUAUAAUGAUGUAGUAGUAUGCUAAAAAGUAAAUUGAUCGUAUACUUAAAAAGUCGCGAGCUUAUGCCAAUUUUGGUCAUGCACGUUGUAGAUUGAUAAACUCAUUUCAAUCAAAGUUUUGUUAU